AUGAAAAAGAGAACCAUUCAAUCAUCAUCAUCUCGUCUGUUAACUACUAACAAUCGAUCUAUUAAUAAGUUGUUAUCAAAUAUCAAAUCACAAGAACGAUCUCUACAAUUGAAAUCCUAUUUAACACCACAAUAUCUCCAUAGUCCAGUGAAUGAUGAACAUUCGACCAUAUCGAAUACAUCACAGUCUAUACCAAACAUAAAUCCAUCGAUUGAUUUUGAACAACUAUCCACUAAGGAUAAUUUGCAAGAAGAUGUGCAAUUGAGUGAAAUUUCGUCUCGAAAGUAUCGUACAACUCGUUCGAUCACGUCAUCCUCAUCAACAUCGAAAAAUUCUCGUGAUGAGCCACUCUUAGCUCCCGAUACAUUAAUCGUCGGAAAUUUAUAUCUUCUCAAUGAGCUCUAUCCAUCGAUUAAUCACGAACAAAUGAACGGAGCUCCAUUAGCAUUUCUUGGAGCAGAAAAAUUGCUUCGUACUCGUAUUGAUUGGCGGAAAGUUCAAUAUCUUCUAUCUGUUUAUCACAUUGAGUUAAUCAUUGAUCUAAUCCUCUCGCGACCGUCAUUCAUUCGAGAAAUACCAAAAGUAAUGAACUUCAGUCUCUACCGAUCAUUGACCAGAACAGUUUCUGGUCGAUUAUUUUUCGAUUCCGGAGAGAAUAAAGCUGGAAUUCAUCAAUGUGAUCGCAAACAGAUCAACCGAAAAUUUACGGUUGAAGAUUUAGCAUCGAUUCAUCGUCGUGAAUUUCAUAUCAUCAAUUCAAAUACUACGCAUGAACAUCGGUUUAUUAGUUUAUGUGAGAAUCUUUUCCCGAUUUAUUCCUAUCAAUCACAAUCAAACCAUUGGAAAACUUAUCUAAACAAAUCAAUUUACCAUCCGACUAGUAUGUCAGAUAUUGUAUCAGACAUAACAAUGGACAAUAGUGAAAUUCAGCAUAUUAAUACUCUUUUGACUCUAAAUCGAACAUUUUCUCCCAGUGUAAAAUCAUCUUCAAGACGAAGUAGUCAUUCGAGAAAGAGUAUCUCACAAAAACAGAUUUAUCAGAAAUAA
Molecule: messenger RNA, 1047 nt
Organism: Adineta ricciae
Lineage: Eukaryota; Metazoa; Rotifera; Eurotatoria; Adinetida; Adinetidae
Source: the annotation of a GenBank genome assembly